Molecule: messenger RNA, 1036 nt
Organism: Aspergillus caelatus
Lineage: Eukaryota; Fungi; Ascomycota; Eurotiomycetes; Eurotiales; Aspergillaceae
Product: translocation channel protein TIM22
Exons: 3
Coding region: 158-712 (184 amino acids)
Biological process (GO): protein insertion into mitochondrial inner membrane
Cellular component (GO): TIM22 mitochondrial import inner membrane insertion complex
Molecular function (GO): transmembrane protein transporter activity
Source: RefSeq, a predicted model, not a curated record
AGUCCUACUCGAGCUUCGCACUCCUUUUUCAGCUCUAAUAAGUUUUGCCUUUCUCCUGCAGGAGACAAUAAACAGUCGCACCACCACGUGAUCCGACAAAAUCACCCACCCCACCUAGAAAUCCUCCCCGGACCAAACACGACAACACAACUUCAAAAUGAACAUCCCAGGAAUGACUCCCGGCAUGGCCCCCGCAGGCGCAACCGCAGGAGCCGGACUCCCCGGUGCCGGUGCCGGAAUGCAGGGUAUGAGCGAGCAGGAACAGGCAAUGGUGAAAGCGAUGCACGCCGCCAUGGAAUCUUGUCCCGUGAAGACUGUUAUAUCCGGUACGAUGGGAUUCGGUCUUGGUGGUGUGUUUGGAUUGUUUAUGGCUAGUAUGUCCUACGACUCAACCUUCACUCCCCAAGGAAAAGCCAUCAUGGACCUCCCCUGGCGCGAACAAGUCCGCCGCGGUUUCAAAGACAUGGGCUCCCGCUCCUGGUCGUCGGCCAAGAACUUCGGUAUCGUGGGUGCGUUGUACUCGGGCACGGAAUGCUGUGUCGAGGGACUGCGCGCCAAGAACGAUCUCUCGAACAGUGUGAUCUCGGGCUGUAUCACGGGUGGUAUUCUCGGUGCGAAGGCGGGUCCUCAGGCUGCCGCGGCUGGUUGUGCGGGUUUCGCGGCGUUUAGUGCGGCGAUUGAUGCUUAUAUGAGGAUGCCGAGUGAGGAGUGAGCUGGUGCGUGCGUGCGUGCGUGCGUGUGUAUAGAGUUGACGUAAUUCUGGGUGGGCGUUUUUGUUUGGGAUAGAGCGGCAUUUUUUGGGCGUUUGGGGUUACUUUCCUUCUUUUGCUCUUGGGGUGGAAUCACUGCUCUCAUGGGUUGGGGGUUUUGUGAUGUACGACGUUGUAUUAUGGGACUCACUGCUCCGAUUGUAUUAUAGUGUAUAUGAGGUUAGAAUUGUAUAGACUAUCUACGCUUUAGUAUUUAUGGGUUUAUUGGGGGUGGGUUGGUUGUAGGUUGUAUUGUAGUUGAGCUUUAAUGAAGAUAUAGAGCUUGA